GAGCGAUCGCCCGCUCUUCAAAUGUACAAAUAAGUAACAAAAAAUUUGACGCAUAUCUGGGGAGAGCGUAGUAAGACGCAACACUCCUGCUGUAAAACAAAAGUAAACGUGACAUAGUUAUGGAGAAGACAGCGGAUCAACUAGAAGUCACAGUCCAAAAAGCUGACACAAAGCUGGACCUGAUUGCAUGGAAGCUUGAGAAAUGCGAGAAAGAGUUGUUUCAUUUGGACGGCACUGAGGUUUCAGUGAUAUCACUUCUACGAGGUGUUAACCAGGUGAAGGAGGAGUAUGAGAAUCUGAGAAGAGAAAUAUCAGAAGUGCAGCAGUUACAGAAGCAGUUGUCUGAUUCUCUUAGAUUGCAGCUGCGUCAGGUACAGGGUAGGUUUGGUUCGCUUCGUGAGCGUAUAAUCAAGAGUCAGCAAAAUAACUGAAACUGUAAUUCUAUACUUCUUUCUUAUUUUUUUAUGACAUGAAAGAACCUUUUUCAAAUGAUGUAAUUGUAACAUCUUCCACAUGAGGGUUGCCAUGUUCUCCAUUGAUAAAUUUCGUAUUUACAAAUUCAUGAAGACUGUCAACUUGGUGAGGGGAGUUUUCCAGAUCUGAAUUUUGAAGACUGUAAAAAUUAAUGGCACAUUAUUAGAAAACAUUUACAUUUUGUAACUAUUAUUGUUUUAUAUGACUAUUCAUAGACAUCUGCAGCAUUGCAAAUUUUAUUGAAUACUCUGCAGAUUACAAAUACUACACAGCCAUACCUAUGAUGAGUGUGUAGGAAGUGAAAAUAUGUGAUACAUAUCUUGAGCCAGUUGGUUCACUUAUUCUUUCUAUAAUGAUGACAAAACCAAUAAAAAAAUUGUUUCUUUAAGUGUGAAGUGCAAUAGCUUAGAUAUAUUUAUUUUGUUUCAAUAUUAUUCGUAUUUACAACUAUGUCACAAAUGUCUUAAAAAUCAUAAGGUAUUUGAUGUAUGUAUUUUCAUGUUUUUGCUAUGACAUGUUUUUGAUGUGAUAUGGAAUUUCAAGGAAUAGUAAACAAUAGUUUGCCAUGGUUCUAUCAUUACAAAUAAUUCCAAGACGACAGGUAGUCUGUUUUCUGUAUGCAUUUAUGUACAUUCUGUAAGCCACAGAAAACGUGAGUGCUAUAUUUUGUGUGCUUCAUUUUAAAAACUCCAUUAAGUUUGGAGAGAUUCAGAAUCAUCAUUCAAAAAUUCUGUGUAACAUUGCAUGACUUAAAUGUCAUUAUUUGUCUUAUGUGAACUAUUUAUGCCUGUCAGCACUUGCUUUCUUGGAAUUAGGAUAAUUACAUUUUUCCUGUAGCCUACUCAUAAGAAUUAAAACAAAAAUAUCUUAUUUUGUAGAUAACUGUGUAACAACAAAAAUGUGUUUCAGUUCAGUUAAAGUUUCAAAAUGCUUAUAAAUAUCAGUGGCAUACACCAUUACUGCUACCAAUCUGGUCAUCCUAACUGAAUUCUUUCUGAGAGAUUCAUCAUUAGAGGAAUACCAAGAGACUCGGGUGCUGUAAUUUCUGUAGAGAAAUUCCUCUUCCUUUACUUGAAUUAAAGUUCCCAUGAGGCAGUUUGUGUGAUAGGUGCAAAUAAAGGAUUGUGCAGAUGCUAAUCUGUUAAUGCAUGAACGGUCAAAAUUUGUUAUACGGUAUCGGUGUUUUUGUAGCCAGGUGUCUUAUUCUGAUACCACUUGAGCAGAAACAUUAUUUUGAACCACAUUCAUUUCUUUCACUUGGAUCACUGUAACAGUUUCUUCUCACAAAACUGGUUAUCUUAUUGAUCACACUUGACACUGGAUUAGCCUGUGCUAAAUCUCCCAAUGGUUUAUUAUUAAUGAAGCUCUCAUUUGUUUGUGUUGUCGGUGAUUAUUUAGUCUAUUCUUUGAGGCCUUAAUGUUGAUUGUAUUAUUUGCAGAUGUUUGGUUAUUGCACAGCUUUGUAAUGUCUCCAUGACAUAGUUCUGUCUCUUCUCUCUCUUAAUGGUAACAAUGAAGGAAGCAUCUAAUAGCUUGAGAUUGCAUAUGAAUCUGAUGUGGUAGAGACUCAUUGAAGUAUUUAUUCAACUCUCUUAAGUCCCUUGCCUCUCAGUGUCCUCUUGUGGAACACUAUCUGUAAGGGGGUGUUAAAUAGCUUGUUUUGUAUGCAGUUAGGUAGGCACUCUAAGCUUCAUUGAGGCUGAGGUUGGCGGUGUUUUUGUGUGGCUGUUCCAUAUGUCUCCAGAUGGGCAUCUGUGUGUCACACCUUAUCAGUCAAGGUUUUGUGGUCUUCAGCUUAAUAUGCGCUUUUUAAAAACUGAAUCUUUAUCAUGCUGUAUGUUAGAACAGUCAGCUUUUU
Schistocerca piceifrons (Central American locust) is the source of this 2332-nucleotide messenger RNA. RefSeq lists its product as uncharacterized. The transcript is spliced from 3 exons. The coding region runs from base 120 to 431 and encodes 103 amino acids. NCBI's taxonomy places the organism in Eukaryota, Metazoa, Arthropoda, Insecta, Orthoptera, Acrididae. The record is from RefSeq and is a predicted model, not a curated record.